Molecule: messenger RNA, 2281 nt
Organism: Monomorium pharaonis (pharaoh ant)
Lineage: Eukaryota; Metazoa; Arthropoda; Insecta; Hymenoptera; Formicidae
Product: enoyl-CoA hydratase domain-containing protein 3, mitochondrial
Exons: 6
Coding region: 352-1233 (293 amino acids)
Cellular component (GO): mitochondrion
Molecular function (GO): hydro-lyase activity
Source: RefSeq, a predicted model, not a curated record
AUUAUUUUAUUUAAAAUGUUUUUACAGCGCGUGACAAGUGCUUAUUAAUCUUAAGAGUGGAUAAGCCUUUGCUAUUUUUAUCAUUUUAUUAAUGACAAAAAUUUCAAUUUCAAAAGGGGUACAUGCUUUUUUUUCGAAACUACGCGGGUUCGUGACGACAAUAUGUCAUGUAUUAUCGUAUCGUGUUACGGCGUGACAGCUAACCUUCCUGAACGAUAAGCUGUUUAUUAUGCCUUCGGAUCAAGUCUCGCGUCAGUAUAAGUUGGCAUCGAGUUCAAAGUACGCCUCGCGUCAAACUAACCUAAAUCUCUUAUCUCGAAUUUCAUAUUUACAAGAUAGUGUCGUGACAAAAUGAUAGUAACCUCAAGAUUCGUAGUAAAAAACGGCUCCGCCGUAUCUCAGGGAAAGUAUAUUGCAAGAACGUUAUCCACCGAGAAGAAAUAUGUCAAGACAACUGAAAAAAAUGGGGUCAGAACCAUCAGUUUGUGCGACUCUUCUUCGCGCAACUCUUUAUCAUUGGAGAUGCUGAAAACUUUAGUAACAGAAGUAAAAAAGGACGAGAAUAAUAAAGACCUUCGAUCGAUCGUAUUGACGUCCGAGCCAGGAAAGGUGUUCUCCGCUGGACACAAUCUGAAGGAACUGGUUCGUAACGUUUGCGAGAUGGGUGCGAAUGCUGAGUCCCACAAGGACGUGUUCGAGAUCUGUUCGGAGCUGAUGCGGGCCAUCAGUCAAAGCCCAGUGCCGGUGAUCGCAGCGGUGGAUGGUUUGGCAGCCGCAGCCGGUUGUCAAUUGGUCGCGGCAUGUGACAUCGCAGUGUGCACAGAAAGAAGUUCAUUCUCCACUCCAGGGGCAAAUCUCGGGAUAUUUUGCUCGACGCCGGGUAUACCACUAGUGCGCAAUAUGCCAAGGAAGAGUGCAAUGUACAUGCUUUUUACGGGAUUCUCCAUUUCCGGAAAAGAAGCUUACGAAUGCGGUCUCGUUAGCAAAGUCGUGGCAAACGACAAGCUCGAAGAGGAAGUUCGUCGAAUUACAGAUGCAAUCAACACAAAGAGUCGUUCUGUUGUGCAUAUAGGUAAAACGUUUUUAUAUGAGCAAAUGACUCUUGAUAUAUCGACAGCGUAUACCCGGGGUACCGAGAAAAUGGUGGACAAUUUGAAAAUGAGAGAUGCACAGGAAGGAAUACAAAGUUUUCUAGAAAAAAGAAAGCCAAAUUGGUCACACGAAAAUAAUUAAUUACAUCUAUGUAAUGUUUUUAUAUUGUAAAGCUUUUUUUAUAAUUGAUAUAAAACUUUUUUGUGUAAUUUCAAUAAUAAAACAAUUUCAAAAAUAUUUUGUAAAACACAUCUCUUUAAAUAACGUCCAUAGUUUAAGGUCAAUUGUUCCAACUUUUUAGUGAUAGGUAGACUUACCUAUCAGCUAAAUAUAUGUUUGUCUUUAUUUAUUUAAGAAAAGAAAUGAAGAUAGACACAUGCUUACCUGGUAGGUAAAUUUUUUUUGAAAGAAAUUGGAACAAUCGGCCCUUAGUCUAUUAGAUACACAAAAAAAUUAUUGUAAAUAUGAUGAAAGCAUUACAGAAUCGAAGAUCAAAUAAUGUUGUCAUAAAACACCACCAAAAAUCAUGGAAAGAUUAUUUAAGUUUUUAACGUACAACAAUUUUAAGAACUUCCAGUUUAUUAUAAAAAAUGCAACCUAAAUAAUUACACUUAUCAAUAUUUUUUUUAUUUCAAUACAUUUGAGCCAUAAAGAUUUCUAAACCACUAAAAAGUUUACGGAAUUUUUAUGUUACCUUUUGUUGUAAAUUUUUUACAAUUUUCAUAGAUGUAAUAAUAAAAAGUUAUCAAUAAAUCUGAAUUUCUGUCGAUAAAUAUUUGGAUGUAAUUAUUUAACACAAGUUUCUUAAUCGAAACAAAAUCGUUUUGUUUUAAAAGAAUCAAAAUCUUAGCGGUUAUUUUCUAAAUUGUAAUUUUCUAUCAUUAUUUAAAUCGCUCUUUAGGUUUUUAGAUCUUUAAAUUGUAUAAGAUAUAAUAAUUCAAUUUUGUGUAAUAUGAUAAAAAUAAAUAAUGUUAUUGCACAAAAAAAUUUUAAUCAAAGUCAACAAAGCUCAUGAGAUAAACUCAAAAAAGAAAAUGCACACGUGUCAUUUCCCUCAUAUUGCAUUUAAUAAAUAAGUUUGAUACAAUUACUAAUCAUAAGAAAGAAAUGCUAAUCGAUAUUAAUUUAAUAUUGAUUAAGAAUAAUAACUUGAUUAUUUGGUUAAAAUAAAAUUUUUAUUAAAAAGAAA